Molecule: messenger RNA, 246 nt
Organism: Cylicocyclus nassatus
Lineage: Eukaryota; Metazoa; Nematoda; Chromadorea; Rhabditida; Strongylidae
Source: the annotation of a GenBank genome assembly
AUGAAUACGGCCACUGGUCGUCUUUUCCUAGGAAGUGGAAUCAGCCAUCCUCCUCCGUCAGCCACCUAUGAUCCUGAAAAAGGUGCCCCUUCUGUUAUUGGAUACGCUGCAAACUUCAAUGCUAAUCGCUUCGACAUAGUCGGAGAUUAUCUUUUCCAAAGCUCGAGGAGAGAAGAGACAAUCUCUACGAUGUCUGAAUUAGUCAACAAUGUGUUGCCGAAAUCUGCCGAAAAUCAGUGGCCUUGA